AUGGAGACUCAAAAAUCCAUCGAUUCUAACAAUAUCCUCUUUGCCGAUCUCUGUAAAUUACUCUCAAAUGUCGGCAUUCUAGAAAAUAACGAAAAGCGACUCAAAUCCUGUUUAAAGAAACCGUCUUCAUUCUCAAAACUUCGCCCAGAACGUGGUCCCGAAACAUCACACAUCGAACGCAAAGUAUCGUAUGCUUGUUUCGAGCUUCCGAAUCUUUUGCUAAAAAAUCCCAAAGAUUUGAGUUGGCUCGAACAACAUGAAGAAUUCCUGCAAAAUUUACUUGCUGUCCUUCGUUCCAUGAAUUGGGUUUUCUAUCAAGCUCGUGUUGAGUGGGCGAUGAAACGUGUUAAGGAACAACGAGAGUAUGUGGCGGCAGAAAUUAGGUUAUUUGCGGCGUUACAAGGCUAA
Molecule: messenger RNA, 408 nt
Organism: Ambispora leptoticha
Lineage: Eukaryota; Fungi; Glomeromycota; Glomeromycetes; Archaeosporales; Ambisporaceae
Source: the annotation of a GenBank genome assembly